This is a messenger RNA of Gongylonema pulchrum, 1458 nucleotides long. NCBI's taxonomy places the organism in Eukaryota, Metazoa, Nematoda, Chromadorea, Rhabditida, Gongylonematidae. The record is from the annotation of a GenBank genome assembly.
AUGCUGCUGAUAGUGAAAAGUGUCAUUUUGCAGGGUCUCUAUCUGCGGGUUAUUGUCGGUGAUGUGUCGGUGCCUCGUUUAGUAUCUAUAGAUCCGGAAGAAUUAAAGUCGCCUGCACUGUCGUCCGCGAUUGAAAUCCCAGUGUCACGGAUCAAAGUUGAAGCGACCAGUGAAUUAUCCGCUGGCGCACCAAAAACAGAAACAAAUGCUACAGCAGCAUCGGGCAGUAGUGCGACAUCAUCAGGAGAUAAAGGUGUCUGCUUUGUGGAAGCUGAAAGUGAGGUGGACAAAAUCCUCGGCGUUGAGCCAGUGAAUACGACAGCAAUGCAUCGGUUUCAUUUGUUCGAUCUCAAUUGCGACAUUUGCACGGGUAAAAAAGAACGGGAAUAUUUGCAAAAGAAAAUCAAAGCAAAGGAAAAAGCGGUCGUAAAAACGAAACCGAAAGAGGAGCGGACAGUAUCAGAUGUAAGUUCAUCUCGUGCUGCUUUGCUGCCGACGCCAAAAAUAAGUUCAUCUCGUGGCAGUACAUUUUCGGCGCCGGAAGUAUCUUCAAACAGUGGCAGUGCAGUUCCGACACCAACAGCAACAGCACGAGAUGAUGAUUACGAUGACAAUGAUUGUUGGGGCAUGGGACUGCAAAUGGAUGAUGACGACGAACGAAGCUCGCCACAGGAAUCGCGCUGGAGGGCAGAGAAUCGGCACUUUAAAGAAUCUCCGCGAAUUCGUUCUGCGUACGAUUUCGAAAGGCGAGGAAUGCGCCCUUUAAUCAGACAGGAAGAGACCUGGCGACACGACUGGCCAAGCUCAAGCGAAGAAAGAAUGCGAGAGGACAGCUGGCGGAAAAGGGAAUUCAGAAGAGAAGAACGGGCGGAAGUGGUCCCGCCACCAUGGCACCGGAGCAAUUUGCCUUGUUGGGCAAAACCGGUGGAGAGCUGGAGAAGAUUUGACAGUCCGGUAACGCAGCAUCAGCGGAUAUCUGAAACAUUCGAUGAACCAGCGGACGAGGAGGAUCGCUCUUCACCAACCAUUUGGGAGAGGGAAGAGCGACAUAUUGUAUGGACGGGUGUAAUGAAAAUGCCGAAAGUUUUUUCAUUUACAACAACACUGACUGCAGUGAGUAACGGGAAGGCGUUUAAUUUGCGUGAAGAGCUGCAAGCACUCAUUCGCAUCAUCGGGCGCAUUAACCCCGUCAUUGUGUUCGAGUACCUGAGUAAUCUGCGCCUGUCAAAAGCACGCGAUGUAAUUGUUCUGCGGCUCGACAGACCAGUGCAACCAGCAAUGGAAAUAGAAUAUCUGAAAUGUUUCGAUGAUAUGCGAACUCGAGGACGCUAUUGUGUGCUUGCCUCAGAACAUUUUAUGCUGAAGGACGCCUACCUCAUUGCUUUGGAAAAGAACGAGGAACCUCCAGGUAAUCAGCGUGUGCUUAUUGCACACAUGCUUCGUACAUUUAAUAUCUGA